This is a messenger RNA of Symbiodinium pilosum, 2466 nucleotides long. Lineage: Eukaryota; Dinophyceae; Suessiales; Symbiodiniaceae. The record is from the annotation of a GenBank genome assembly.
AUGGAUGACCUCUCCAUCAACAUCUCGGGCUUGGCCCCGGCCGCUGCUCGGACGGUCGCUGCGUUGCGGCCGCGCGGCCCCAAGCGCCAGAGCACACUGAGCAGAUCGCCAGAUGCAAAGCAUGCAAAGCGCGGUGCUGGCCGCAGCACUGCGGCCCAGCAGAUACCAGGAGGGACCAAUACAGAUUCAGAUGAGUUGAGGAAGCCUCGCCAGGAACUGAAGCCCAAGAAAAAGCCGAAGCGCGUAGAAAGUGAGUGGAAGUCAAAGCAGGUGCAGGUGCUGGAAGCCUGGAAACGGACGGCUGCAGCUCAGGUGAAGGACCCGCGCGCAAGCACUGAGGAUCCACCUCCACCUGCGACAAAGCAGGCCAGCAUCAAGCGCGGCAAGCGCGCCAAGAAGGACGCCUUUCCAGCGGGGCAAGAGAGCCCGCUGCCGGACUCGAAGACCAAGAAGCCGAAGGUCCGAAGUCCCAGCGAGGGACCUCCUGAUUCAGCAAAGCUGAAAAAGGGCGGCAUUGUUUCAGACACUGCGUUUGCAGCCUUAAAGCUGAACGAGUCCUUGCUUCGGCAGCUCGAAUACCUCGGCUUCGCAGAUUGCACGCCAAUCCAGGCACUUGCCAUCCCUCGAGCACUAACAGGCAAACGGGAUGUCCUGCUGCGAGCCCCAACUGGCUCUGGGAAAACCCUGGCGUUUUUACUGCCUGUGCUUCAUCAGCUGUUGGUUUCUCCUGGUGGCUUGGACCGAAGGAAAGGCACGUUGGCCACCGUCCUCUCGCCCACGAAGGAACUGGCGCUGCAGACCCUCAAGGUCGCAUCUGAUCUGGCUCGGAUGGUGCCAUCCCUCGUUUGCGGAGCUGUGGCAGGCGGAGAGAAGCCAAAGAGUGAGAAGGCUCGGAUACGCAAGGGCGUCGUGCUGCUUUGCGCAACGCCAGGGCGCUUGGCCUAUCAUCUUGAACACACAGCCAUGUUUGUGGUACGCAACAUCCGUUGCCUUGUGCUGGAUGAAGCAGAUCGCUUGCUGGACAUGGGCUUUGAACCGCAGAUACGGUCCAUCCACAAAAAAGUCCUAGAGGCUGCGCAGGAGGGAGAGAACAGCGAGAGCCUCACGGGACCUGUGCAGACACUUCUGGUCUCAGCUACCCUGGUCCCAGCAGUAAGGCAGCUUGCAGACUUUUGCCUUCGCCCCAAAGCAUUCUGGGCAGAUGCAGAAGCAGAUCCAAAGCAGGAAGUGAGCGAGUCAGGAACAGUAGCAGUUGGCCAGGAGCUGAACUUUGCAGCGCCAUCAACCUUGACACAGUGGUAUUGUGUAGUUCCGGGCAAGGAGCGUCUGACGGCACUCCUGGCUGCCCUCCUUUCCCGAGUGGGCGACAAGAAGUCCAUCGUCUUCUUCUCCACUGGGGCUUCCGUGGACUUCCACUGCGAUCUGCUACAAGAUGCGUCCUGGCCUCCGCGUGGCGGCGUACAGAAGAAGACUGAGGGUCCUGCCAUCAAAAAGCUUCGCGGUCGUUUCGUCGGCCUGGCUAAGGAUGCCAAGAUGCUGAGAGAGGAGGAUGAGGAAGAUGACGAGGAAGAUGAGGAGGAAGAGGCCGCACCAGAUGGCCUGGAGGAGACCGGCACCGGAACUGGCAGUGGCGACAAGAUGUUUUUGAAAACAAAGAUUUUCAAACUGCACGGCAGCCUCUCCAAAGAGGAGCGCGCAGGCUACAUUGCCGAUUUUCUCAAGGUUGCAGGGGGAGUGCUGUUGGCCAGCGAUGCAGCAUCCAGAGGGCUGGAUUUCCCGCAGAUAGAUUGGAUCAUCCAAUACGACCCUCCGCAAAGGACUGAGGAAUACCUCCACCGCGUUGGCCGCACAGCUCGCAUCGGCAAGCAGGGCAGUGCCUUGCUGUUUCUGCAGCCAAGUGAGCUCGGAUUCCUGGAUGUCUUGCGGGGCCGGGGCCUUGCUGACCUCAGGGAGAUGACGCUGGAGGACCUUGUCGUGGGUGUGCGCAGCAAGGCGCCCCCCGCACUGGCGGGCUUCCGCGACUUGCAGGCGCUGCUGUCCGGACAUCUGGCUAGCCGCGUGGCCGGCCAGGCGGCACUGGCUGCACGGGCUCGGUCUGGCUUUCUGGCCUCCUUGAAGGCCUAUCGCUCCUUCCCGCGCGAGUUGAGGGCGGCCUUUCCCUUCGGCCAACUUCAUUUGGGGCAUUUGGCUACGAGUUUUGCCCUCCGCGAGGCGCCACGCGAAGUGGUGCAGAAGAACAGGUACGACCGCGCAGCCGAGGAGGGCCCAGCAGAAACCAAAAGCAAAGGCCGAACAGGCCGAGCGCAAGGCUCCGACAGGCGCAAAGGCUCCGGCAAGACGAAGGGCACGAAGGGCACGAAAGGUGCGAAGGGCGCGGGCAACGGCAAAGCUCCCCAAAGCGGUAAGUCCCGCAAAGGGAAAUCCAAGUCUGGGCUCGGCUCGAUGGAUGAUGAGUUUGCUGCCUGA